This is a messenger RNA of Xyrauchen texanus (razorback sucker), 1004 nucleotides long. RefSeq names its product MLLT11 transcription factor 7 cofactor (gene mllt11). The record is from RefSeq and is a predicted model, not a curated record. NCBI's taxonomy places the organism in Eukaryota, Metazoa, Chordata, Actinopteri, Cypriniformes, Catostomidae. The coding region runs from base 147 to 401 and encodes 84 amino acids. The transcript has 2 exons. Gene Ontology annotation, cellular component: cytosol; nucleoplasm. Gene Ontology annotation, biological process: positive regulation of release of cytochrome c from mitochondria; positive regulation of mitochondrial depolarization; apoptotic signaling pathway.
UAGUGAUGUUGGGUGCGGUUGGUACAUGCUGAGCAGACACCGGCGAGAACACUGGACACAGAGAGGCAGCGUCUUUUAUUCUGGAAAUUUGAAUAACUGCAAACAGCUUUAAAUUCACAGAGAACGACCAAAUACAAAGGAUCGAAAUGUUAGACACAGUGAGCAGCCAGUUCGACUCCUUCCUCUUUUGGAGGGAGCCUAUCCCAUCACUGGAUCUGUCAGAGCUGGAGGACCUGGGCAUUUCUAUCACCAUGUCCAAAGAAGGGAAGUCGACCAAGAGCUCCUUGAAAGCCCAGGCACAGGAGGAGGAAGAUUUUGAGUUACUGAAGUACUCGACUUUCAACUACUGGAAAGAGCCCAUUGCUAGUAUUGAUAUCUUGGAUUUCAACCUGCUGUUAUAAGACACUGCAACUCAGUUAUCAGUUCCCGCCAAAUCUGUUUUUAAAGCCACUCUGGUCACACUAAAUCUCUGAUCUGAUUUGAUAAAUGAAAUGAUUACAGGAGUCAUGUAUUUAUAUCAUGCCUUACUUGCCAUGCCAUUGUGAGGACCGGAUAUGUGCUUAAACUAUAAGGGCAUUCCUGAAUGUGAAUGUAUUAGGAAGGCAAAAAAAGGCAAAGGAAAUUGUUUGCAUCUCACUGCCCAGUGCUAUAUUAGAAAUGUAAACUGUGUGAUGGUCCAUUUGGUCAUGCACAAAACAUAAGAUUAAUGCAGCUUCAGGUCCCUGUUACAUGUAAAUGCAUGGUGAUUCUGAUAAUCUAUCUAAAGCUGUUCUGGAAAGUUUGCUGUAUAAUGUUAUUUUCUGCCAAAUUAAUUGUAAUACCACUGCAUAAUUUUACUCAUUUUGAGCUGUUAUCUCCUGAAUGGUGUUUUUGCAUUAAACAGAUGUCAAUGUAAAAUGCAGAUCUAAUGCUUUUCACUGUUUUCCCCCAUUAUGUUAAAUGAUAUGGCAAAUGUCAGAUCUCAGUUAAAGUGAGCUUGCUGCUAAAUUAAUAAUAAAAAGCAU